AUGGGGUCGGGGACCCUGGCGCUGCUUUUGGGGUUCGUUCUCUGCAACCCCACGGGAGCUGCGGGGCCGUGCUGGGAAAAAUCCCAAUGCCGGGAACUCGGGAAUGAGGCCGGAAUCCUGGCGUGCGCCGGCUCGUGCCGGGCGCGGCUUUCCCUGGAAUCUCCGGUUUUUCCCGGGAACGGGCAGCUCCAGCCGCUCUCCGAGAGCCUCCGGCGCUACGUCAUGAGCCACUUCCGGUGGAACCAGCUCGGCCGGAAGAACGCCAGCGAGCCCGGAAAACGCCAGGAAGAGGAAGAGGAAGAGGAAGAGGGAAGCGAUCCCGGAAUUCCCGGUUUUUUCCGGCGGCCGGGGAAGGACGGGAAGCGCUCGUAUUCCAUGGAGCACUUCCGGUGGGGGAAACCCGUGGGGCGCAAGAGGAGGCCGGUCAAGGUCUACCCCAACGGCGCCGAGGAGGAGUCGGAGGAGAAUUCCCGGCUGGAAUUCCGGAGGGAAGAACCCACGGAAGAGGAGGAUGAGGAAGAGGAUGGAGAAUUCCCGGAAUUGCCAUGGAAUUCCCGGAAGGAGAAGCGUUACGGGGGAUUCAUGAGCCCGGAGAGGAUCCGGACGCCGCUGGUGACGCUCUUCAGGAACGCCAUCGGGAAGAGCUUCUCCAAGGAUGGGCAGUGACCGGGAAAAACUCGGGAAAAAAAUCCCGGAAAAAAGAAAAAACCGGGAAAAAAAUAUCCCGGAAAAAAGAAAAAACCGGGAAAAAAAUCCCCGGGAAAAUCCCACGGGAUCCGCGGCCCCCGUAGUGUCCCCCCCACCCCCCUCUUAGAGCCCGAUCCGCCCUCGUUAAUUAAAAAACGAAAAUUAAUCCCGGGGAUUCGGCGCGGUGGGAAUUCCCAGGUUGGGAAUUUUGUUGGCGGGACGGAUCCCGGGUUGGGAAUUC
Molecule: messenger RNA, 928 nt
Organism: Agelaius phoeniceus (red-winged blackbird)
Lineage: Eukaryota; Metazoa; Chordata; Aves; Passeriformes; Icteridae
Gene: POMC
Product: proopiomelanocortin
Biological process (GO): regulation of corticosterone secretion
Cellular component (GO): secretory granule; extracellular region
Molecular function (GO): hormone activity; G protein-coupled receptor binding
Source: RefSeq, a predicted model, not a curated record